AUGAAAAUUGCUCAAGAAGAGAUUUUUGGUCCGUCGACUAAAACUAGAAUUGCUGAAGUGUUGUAUGUGGAUAAGACUGAUUUUGUUGCUGAUGUUAAGGCAGCUUGUGACGCCUUCAAAUUAGACUCUGAAUGGCGCAGGAUGGAUGCUUCAUCCCGUGGACAUUUACUAAAUAAAUUGGCUUCUUUAAUUGAGAGGGAUGCUGUUGAGCUAGCUUCUUUCGAGACAUUGGAUAAUGGAAAGCCUUACAAGGACGCCUAUUUAGCUUGGAAAUUAGCACCAGCCCUAGCUAUGGGCAACACAGUCAUUUUGAAGCCAGCUGAACAGACUCCAUUAACGGCUCUAUAUGUUGCUAAUUUGAUUAAAGAGGCUGGCUUCCCUCCUGGAGUCGUUAAUAUAGUACCUGGUUAUGGACCAACUGCUGGAAAGGCAAUUGCUACACAUCCUAAAGUUGAUAAAGGUUAA
Messenger RNA from Meloidogyne enterolobii, 465 nucleotides. The record is from the annotation of a GenBank genome assembly. NCBI's taxonomy places the organism in Eukaryota, Metazoa, Nematoda, Chromadorea, Rhabditida, Meloidogynidae.